GUAGGUGCAGUGCAAUGAUCUACGUGGAAAAUUCCAAAUGUUAUUUACAAGAAUAAAAUCCGUGAAUUUAUCAUACUGUGCUGAUAUAAUACUGAAGCCAAAGAAAAUCGAUUAGUCACAAUAGAAUGUUCCAGAAUAUUGUACAGUAUGCUGAUGAAAUAUCGAUGUUUAUUUACAGUCUAAAACGACACAGUAACGACAGGACGUGUUUAAUAUUUCUCCAGUACUAUUAGUGCUAUUCUAUUUACUAUACGAAGAUACUGUUUAUUUCAAUGGUGGUGUAUACAAAAUACCGUAAGCUCAUCAACAUGCCGGGACAAGACCAAACAUGUCACGCACGGGAGCCGCAGACUGCUGCAACAUUUACUAAUGACUGUGGCCUGAAUCAGUCCAGGCCUACAUUUGAUACUAACAGGCAUACACAGAAAGAUGAAAUGGAAGAACAAGAACCGAAACAUGGAGGUGCAGCAUCGACAACAAAUGUUUUUGAUCUCGGUCUUGAUUUGUCUCCAUACAUCAAAGAAGAACUGAAAAUAACAAUUCGAAGGAAACGAGCUGAGAAGGGUCUGGAGGAAAUCAAUGUAGACCAAAGUGAAAUCCUCCAUUAUGACCUGUCUGAAGAUGAACUUCAGAAGAAGCAGAGACGUCGUGAAAGGAACAAGUUAGCUGCUGCUAAACUGAGGAACAAAAAGAAAUUAGCUGAAAAUUCGAUGCGAGAGGAGUAUGAAAGGCAGAGCGAACUGAAUAAAAAACUAAUCCACGACUUAGAAAAAAUUGAACAGGAGAAAACCUUGAUCUUGGAGUCACUCAACGAAACACAGUCGAAACAACUGACUGAAAACAAAACAUUACUUUCCGUAUCGUGUUUAGACUUUAAACAAAAUGAGGAGAGCGCAACUGAUCACAGAACAUUAGACGAACUGUAUAAAGACAGCGCUAGUUGUAAUGAUUAUGUAUGACAAAUACUGUAGCGUACUGUGACUAACGGUACGAACACAUAAACCGACAUAAAUGAAAGGUUUUUGAUUUAAGAGGGGCGCUUUUUACUUCGCACCUAUUCUACACGUAGGCCUAGAAUUCGUUGGUUGAGUAUCGGGAUUGGACACAUUUACUGAACCUUAGUUCAGUAAAUUUAAAUAUUAUGGUGUUUUUAUGAAUAUUUGUGUUAUAAAUAUUAUUUGUUAGAUUUGUAUGAAAGAAUAAUGUAGUUUUUUGUUACCCGACAUCGGAUAAACGUUCAAUUAAUUAGAUCAGGUGCAUCUCAUCUUGCGGGAGUAAUAAGUUUGCAGCAGUAGGUAAGGGCUCACCAAUCUCAUUCCAAAUCUUUAGCAUUCUCCCACGAAACAUACCGUACUUGCGGAGGAAUACAGGCGGACACAAUUGGACUCGAACUCACCGCGUUCGGUUGUUGAAUGCUCAUUUCCCGCAGCGAAAACUGUUAUUUAUUAUUGUGAUAUGCUUUUCACCAUCCCACGUUAUGACCUUGAUUGAAAGUAUUUAUAUAAUAUUUAAAAACAUAGACUAAAUGAAACCUAUCAGAUAAUAACUUAUACGCGUAUAUAUUAUAUAGGCUUAAAACAAAUAAUAUAUAAAUUAUACAUAUUUACCUGAUAAUAUAUUAAUACAUAAGGUUACAGCAAUGUAUUAAUGAUUAAAUUUAUUAAUACAGCGGUAGGACAUUAUGAUUGUAAUGUAAGAUGUUUAUGUAUUUUUAAUUAGUUGAAUAUAGUUAAUGUUUCAUACGUUUAAAGUCAUUUUAAGUUACUUUUGAAUAUUACAGUAUCAUAGGGUUACAUUUACACAGGCCUAUCAUUCAUAUAUUUUGUUUACAUUACUUAGGCCCUACUCGGCGAUUUCAAUCAAAUUAAGCUUGAAACAAAAUCUUCACCGACACCACAAAGAGACAAAAACUUUGGUUGGUAUUUUGAUUAUGUAUUCAAUUAAACUCUACAAUAUUUAUUUAGACUAAUUAACCUUUAUUCCUCGCACAGGUCUUUACAUUUGUCUGGGGGCCUAGGCCCUUAUCUAGCCUGGCUAGGCCCAGCCUUACUUGAUGGCUAGAGCCUAAUCCUAGUAGCUACAUGCUUCAUAAGUACAAGGCGAGCAAGCAGGUUUUUCGUUUUCGCCAAAAAGACACUAACCUCUCUGUGUGUAAAAUUCUCAUUUACUUCGUCUUUCGUAUGACAUGCAGCACCAAACUUAAAUUAACCAAUUAAAAAAAAAUAGUUUAAAGAAGGAACUUUUUAUCUUCAUAAUCUUGUUAAUUAAAUUUAAAAAAAAGGAUGCUAAAGCUUUCGAGCCUAGACCUUUGUUAAAAAAAUAUUCACAAGUCGGGUGUCUUGCUGGCGAAAUUUACUGUUGUAGAGUAUAGUAAUCUGCUUCAAACGUUUUUUCUGAAAACGUUGUUUCGUCAAAAUUUAACUUGUCUCUUCGUGGUGUUGGCGACAAACUCUAAGGCAAUGUUAACUGCUAAGCAUAGUAUAUUUUUAAAACAUUUGUUCGAUAAAUAAUAAAUCAGAUUUAUAACAUUCGUUUGUAA
This is a messenger RNA of Anneissia japonica, 2539 nucleotides long. RefSeq names its product cyclic AMP-dependent transcription factor ATF-3-like. The transcript has 4 exons. Bases 273 to 959 code for a protein of 228 amino acids. Gene Ontology annotation, molecular function: DNA-binding transcription factor activity. Lineage: Eukaryota; Metazoa; Echinodermata; Crinoidea; Comatulida; Comatulidae. Gene Ontology annotation, biological process: regulation of DNA-templated transcription. The record is from RefSeq and is a predicted model, not a curated record.